UUCUGGCCACCUGAAGUCGGUGGCACUGCCGCAGCGAUGAUGGAGGCACCCUGAGGUCCCUUAAGCAACCUAGACUGGCGAGGAGAGCGGCGCUUGCCACCUGGGAAUAUCUUGGGGUCCUUUCUCCUGCACGUUCUGAAGGAAAGCCUUCCCCCCCCACCUCGCCCCGCCUGCACACCUGGCUAGACGGCUAGGAAUUCCAGCAGGGACUCUGUGGGCACCCUUGCGGCUUCAUGAAUGUCUGCUCCAGGCAGCUGCACGCUGCAGAUUCACAAAGCCAGCUCUGAGAGCUUUGCUGCCACGGCUGACUUUGGGGGGACUCUGCUGGAGCAGACAAGGGGCAGGGCCUGGCCUGACAAAAUGCCCCCCUGCCCACCCCAGCAAGGCUGGACUCGGGGCACCUACCUCCCCUUGUACAACCCCCUGGCAGUGGGGGAGCUUGGGUCACAAGGGGAGAUGGAGCUAACUUGGCAAGAGAUUCUGUCCAUCUCCGAGUUGCAGGGCCUCGAAAUGCCAAGCGAGAGCUGCUAUGACCCAGCUUUGUGCAGCCUCAUGCAACCGAUGGUACCGGUUCCUAACUAUGGGCCAUGUGCAGUGAUGGGGGACAAUUCAGGUUCUGCCUAUGGGCAUCCUGCUCCAGCUUACGAGCACCCAUACCCAGAAACCUUGCCCGGCCCUCGCGCUCUCUACAGCUACACGGGCAUGCUGAUCUCAUCCACUCUUGAGCCUCCAGGAGCGAUCACACCAGGUGGAUGUAAAGGACCAGUACUGGACGGAAAUGUGGCUGGUAGUUAUGGACCACAGGGGUCUUGCAAGCCCCAGGAAGACCUGGAAUCAGAUUCUGGAUUAUCACUCAAUUACAGCGAUGCAGAAUCACUGGAGGCAGAGGGGCUGGAACGGGCAGAAUAUGCAUCUCUUUACCCCAUGGACCAUACACAAGCCUAUCCCAUGAUGGCCCCCGUGCCGGAGAUACCUUUCCCCACCCCACAAAUGGCACCUUUAGAGAAGGGACGGAGCCCACGUGGGGAACUGGCAGGCAGCCGUGAUGAGCGCCGGGCCAUGGCCAUGAAAAUACCCUUCCCCGUUGAAAAGAUUAUUAACUUGCCAGUGGAUGACUUCAAUGAACUGGUGUCACGCUUUCCCUUGAGCGAGCCGCAACUGGCACUUAUCCGGGACAUCCGCCGCCGCGGCAAGAACAAAGUGGCAGCUCAGAACUGCCGCAAACGGAAAUUAGAAACUCUGGUGCACCUGGAGCGGGAAUUGGCAGAGCUGAGCCGUGAGCGGCAGCGCUUGCUACGUGACCGUGGCGAGUUCGACAGGACUCUAACACUCACCAAGCAGAAGUUAGGGACUCUUUACCAUCAGGUCUUCUGCAUGCUUCGCGAUGAAGCCGGCAACACCUACUCCCCAGAGGAGUACUCAUUGCAGCUCACUCUCGACGGUGGCGUCUUUCUUGUGCCACGCAACAAACAGCCAGAUAAUGGUGCUGAUUGAUAACGUGGCAAAUAUAUAGACAGCAACUUUACUGAAGCCAAACGUUUCCCAGGAAUGACAAGAGGCUUGUUUGCGAGGCUAUCCAGGUCAGGAUUUGAGAUUAUCCAAAUGCCAAGAAUUGCAAGGAUCACGACACCUGAAAAAGCACAGCCAAAUUCAUGCCUUGGACAUUAUACCUUCUACCUCCUAUCAUGAAACAGUGAAAAGUAAGUUUCACUGCAUCAGGGGUAGACUGGCACAGGGACUGGAACGGGCAAACGAGUUUCAGUCACCAAUGUAUGUUAAAAAGGAGCAUAGCAAAAGAUUAAGACUAGCCAAGCUAGAACUAAAAUAUGGCUGGACCAGUAUCGAUCAUAACCCUGAGAUCCCCCUACUUUCCACUUAUGCUACCAAGCUCUUUCAAGCAUUAACAGAAUGUGUGCUGUGUGAUGGAAAGCACAGGUCAGCAAGAGGGAGAGCUAGCCCGUUGCCUACUCACUUUCAAGGUGCUGCAGUUUUUCCUUUCACCUGCUGCAGGGCACUUCGUGCUUUAACAGCAUUAAGGAAUUGUCCUCCCAGGCUUUAGAAUUACAUCCAAGUCUUUCCCCCCUUCCCUAGUCAGCUGAAUGCCCCCCCGUAAGUUAGCUGAAAAGGCCAUUUUAGAAGAAUGAGAUGUUUGAAAGUGACCAUGCACAUACCUUCCCUAAAGAAAUUCUGCAUAAAGCUCUAUUUGAACUAUACUAAUCAAACAUGCAACACCUCAUUUUAGGUUUUGUGGACAAGAUGCCCAGACAGACAGAAUCCAUAUCAGGUUGGUGCAGCAAUUUCAAUGUUCUAGGCGGAGAGAGAGCACAAUUACCAGCUUUAAAGGCAUGGCUAGGCUGCAACUCAAAUCCAGUUUUUCACCUCUUAAGUGGAAUCCAGCCCAUCUGCAUGAAGACUAGAGAAGGAUGGCUGUUACAAAAGACAGCCAAUGUUUUGUACCCCCAUCACACUUUUAGUGCAUCUUUCUGAAAAAAAGGUAUGGAGAGGCUAAGUAGCCCUCGCUAUGUCAAAUAUUUGCUUCUAAUAUAAAGUAGUUUAUUUUACCAAGCAGUGUUAGUUCUGUGAAUUAAUUUUUUAAAAAAUUAAACUGAAACCAUUCCUGCAACUGCAUUGGCAGUUUCUUAAAAGAUGGAGGUGCAACAGCGGCUUAUGCUCUUAAGUCUGCUAAAUUUGGUCGUGUCCAUCUACUCUGCAAGCCACUGUCAUCGAUGGGUGUCCCAAACAACCCAAGUGUAAAUAGCUGCACAAAAUACUUUGUACAGAAUAAACCACUGUUAACUCAUG
Molecule: messenger RNA, 2802 nt
Organism: Eublepharis macularius
Lineage: Eukaryota; Metazoa; Chordata; Lepidosauria; Squamata; Eublepharidae
Gene: NFE2
Product: nuclear factor, erythroid 2
Exons: 4
Coding region: 238-1494 (418 amino acids)
Biological process (GO): regulation of transcription by RNA polymerase II
Cellular component (GO): nucleus
Molecular function (GO): RNA polymerase II cis-regulatory region sequence-specific DNA binding; DNA-binding transcription factor activity, RNA polymerase II-specific
Source: RefSeq, a predicted model, not a curated record